Chrysoperla carnea is the source of this 2694-nucleotide messenger RNA. RefSeq names its product ubiquitin carboxyl-terminal hydrolase 2-like. The transcript is spliced from 10 exons. Lineage: Eukaryota; Metazoa; Arthropoda; Insecta; Neuroptera; Chrysopidae. Gene Ontology annotation, cellular component: cytoplasm. Gene Ontology annotation, molecular function: cysteine-type deubiquitinase activity. The coding region runs from base 158 to 2632 and encodes 824 amino acids. Gene Ontology annotation, biological process: protein deubiquitination. The record is from RefSeq and is a predicted model, not a curated record.
CAUUUUUUGUUUUGGAAAAUAGUUUUUCAUGUCAAUAAUAAUAAUUUUUUUAUGUUAAUUUUUAUUUGGGUGAGUGUUUUUCGUGAAUAUUCUUGAAUAGUUUUUUCGAGAAUUUUCGAGAACGCUUCCAUCAUCUUCAAAUUCAAGGAUUUCUUAAAUGUCUGUAGAAGUGUGUUUAUCGAAUUCUGGAUACAAUAAUACAAAAAAUUUAAUCACAAUGCCCGUAGUAUCACAGCGUAGAUCCUCAACAUCGAGUACAACGACAACGUCUCCAUUAACCGGGUCCUACAGGUCUACAUCAUCCUCAGAUCGGUCAUACUACGGUGGAACAUCAACCGCGACCUCUACAUUUUCGCGCAAUUCUUCAUACUUGCGAAAUUUGGAUAGCAAACGUGUGUACUCGCGGCAUACAAGUAUUUCCGAAGAUAGUGGAAUUGGAUCCCGAACAUCGUCUUACACAAGAAGUGAUCGUGAAACAUCAAUCCGUCGUGGAGAUUCUCAACCACAUGAUAUUAGUGGCUUAACCUUGACCGGACGCCGAAUAUCAUCAAUAUCAAUCGCAAAUUCUGUGGAUGAUAUUCGUCAAAAAUAUUCUCCAAGUAAUUACGUUCCAAAUAUUCGAAAACCAGAGAGUAAUAAAUUGGAAAUUACACGAUCAAAGUCGAUCACGAACGAUAUUGGUAAACCGCCAACGGUAGUUGAAAGAAAAAUUUCUCCAUCAAUUGAAAGAAAAACUUCUCCAACAUCAGUUGAACGUAGGGUGAAUAAGGUAAUUACAAACAUGCCUAUUAACAGUUUGAGUGUGUCUACUAAUACCGAAAAGGUUAUCGAAGAGAAUGCUGAGGAGAACGAUGACGUAACUAAGGAGGAUAAUAAUGGUAAUGUACAACAACAGUCCGUAUCUGAGAUACGAAAAAUUUUUGACACGCCUGCUGUUGUUGGUAAAUUGACAUCUGUCAUACCACCAUUUCUAAAAAAUGGUACAAAUUCUGGUAAAUAUGAUAUUGCUACAAAAUCGAAUGAACUAAAUCAAAAUUUAAAAUUGUCGAAUUCAAAAAAUAAUCAUUUACAAAACAAUGGGAAUAAUGUCCGGUGGACGUUUUUAUCGACAGCGUUACCAAAUUUGGAUAAUAUGUGUGACGUUUCUGAACUAAAUAAAGAUUUGGAACAACCGAAUACUUCGACAAAUAACCAUACAACAAAUUUUGCAUCAUAUAUACCAGUGAAUGUUUACGAAACGCAACCGGUUGGUGAUUGUUCUGUAUCGGAACAAACGGAUAAUAUAGGGACAGAGAUUGAUACAGUCGAACAACAGCAGGGUAACAGUGUGCCUUUAGAUCAAACAUCACCAGAUGAUACUGAUACCACUUCAACAAAUUUUGAUAUGUCGCGUGAUACACAACAUGAUUUCAAAGGACGUACUACUGCUCGAUUACCAGCUACUGAUGCACAUUAUUUAGGAGAUUUAUCGACAUCACCACGGUUGAAUCGAUCAACUAUAGCUUCAACAAAUGGUUCAUCUACAAUAUCGGCGUUGAAUCGUAGUUCACCAUUGGAGCGACAUCGUGAAGAGAAGACAACAAAUUCAUACAACUCGAAGUCUGAUAAGAAUAUUGGUUUAAAUGGUUUAAAAAAUAUUGGCAAUACAUGUUUUAUGAAUUCGGUGAUACAAUGUUUAUCGAAUACACGUUUAUUACUUGAGUACCUGCGCGAUAAUACCUACUUAAAUGACAUUAAUACUACUAAUUCUAGCAUGAAAGGAGCUCUAGUCAAAGCAUUUGCUAAUGUGAUUCAAGAAUUAUGGGGUGAUGAUUCUGAUAAAAUAGUGAAUCCUUCAUCGUUAAAAUAUCAAAUUCAACAUUUUGCUCCACGAUUUAUGGGAUACGCCCAACAAGAUGCCCAAGAAUUCUUACGAUAUUUAUUAGAAGGUUUACACGAAGACGUAAAUCGAGUAAAAGCAAAACCACCUCCAAUAUUAACAGAAAUAGAUGAUAAAUUAAGUGAUUCCCAAAAAUCGAUGGAAGCUUGGAAUAGAUACUUAAGAAUAGAUGAUUCAAAUAUUGUAGAUAUAUUUGUUGGACAAUUAAAAUCAACAUUAAAAUGUAGUGUAUGUGGUUAUUGUAGUGUUACAUUUGAUCCAUUUUGGGAUCUUAGUUUACCAAUUGGUUCUGGUUCAAUAACACAAUGUUUAGAAAAUUUUACUAGGGAAGAAGUUAUGGAUGGUCAUGAAAAACCGACUUGUUCGAAAUGUCAAACACGUCGAAAAUGUACUAAAUCAUUUUCUAUACAAAAAUUUCCAAAAAUUUUAGUUUUGCAUUUGAAACGUUUUUCACCAAAUGAACGAUUUCGUGGAAAAUUAACAACAUUAAUUGAUUUUCCAUUACAAAAUUUGGAUUUAAGUGCUUUUGCUGCAAAUCGUGGUACAUCUAGUGUUUAUAAUUUGUAUGCUGUAUCAAAUCACAGCGGUACAACGUAUAGUGGCCAUUAUACUGCUUAUUGUAAGCAUCCAUAUUCUGGUGAAUGGCAUGAAUAUAAUGAUUCAAGAGUUUCAACAAUUUCAUCAAGACAUGUAGUAUCAAGCGAGGCGUAUGUACUAUUUUAUGAACUAUCAGGACACAGUUCACAUCUUUAAAUAAAUAAAAUAUAUAUUAUUAUACCGCAAAUUAGUACAUUUUUUUUUUAUUUUAACUUUUA